This is a messenger RNA of Anopheles marshallii, 768 nucleotides long. RefSeq lists its product as uncharacterized. The record is from RefSeq and is a predicted model, not a curated record. NCBI's taxonomy places the organism in Eukaryota, Metazoa, Arthropoda, Insecta, Diptera, Culicidae. Bases 1 to 768 code for a protein of 255 amino acids. The transcript is spliced from 2 exons.
AUGACAAAGCGCAAUAUGUGGACUUACGACGAAACACUCGAGAUGUUAAACAUAAUGCUCGAACAAGAGAGCCUGAAAGCUAUGAACGGGAGACCGUUUCGCAAGGAUAAAGCUUUCCGCUUGAUCUGCGAGGAAAUGAUGCAGCGUGGAUACAACACCAAAGAUCCAAAACAGAUAGAGUACCGAUGGAAGAAUUUGAAGAAACACUACAUGGAAUUGCAGAGGGAUCCCAAUCUGAACGAUACCAAUCCAUUCCAAUACUACGAUGAGAUUGAUGUGCUGAUAAAAGGGAAACCACCCUCCACAAUGUCGAAACUAUACGAAUUGAGCAUCUCAAGGGUUGAACUGAAACCUAACAAAGACGCAGAGGGUGUGUUUACCGACACGAAUUCGCUUCCGACGAUGCAGGAGGAUUCCGAGGGUGAUAGCGUAAAAAGUGAGGAAAACAAUACAAAACCCGCGAUAGUAGCGCCAUCGCCGCAAGUUAAAUGUAGCCCAAGACGUUCCAAGCGCAGUAGAAAACCUCUAACAUAUCGCCCCAAUGAGACGCAAAUUACAUGUUUACCACCAUACAGCAUAACUACAGAACAAGAAGCGUAUCGAAAUCAGAAAAAAUUAAUCGAUUAUCAGUUCGGACUGUACAGCAAAGUGCAGGAAGAGUCGGAUCAGAAGUUUCUAGACAUGAGUCGACAGAUGCUUGACGAAUGCAAUGAAAGAUUUCAAUCGUUUGUAGAGAAGCUAGUAUCAGGAAGCUCUUCGGGUUCGUAA